Molecule: messenger RNA, 2715 nt
Organism: Emys orbicularis (European pond turtle)
Lineage: Eukaryota; Metazoa; Chordata; Testudines; Emydidae
Gene: HACE1
Product: HECT domain and ankyrin repeat containing E3 ubiquitin protein ligase 1
Exons: 24
Coding region: 1-2715 (904 amino acids)
Biological process (GO): membrane fusion; protein polyubiquitination; Golgi organization
Cellular component (GO): Golgi membrane; cytoplasm; nucleus
Molecular function (GO): ubiquitin protein ligase activity; protein binding
Source: RefSeq, a predicted model, not a curated record
AUGGAGAGAGCCAUGGAGCAGCUCAACCGUCUCACCAGGUCCCUGCGCCGCGCCCGCACCGUGGAACUGCCCGAGGAUAAUGAAACUGCUGUCUACACACUAAUGCCAAUGGUUAUGGCUGACCAGCACAGGUCUGUUUCAGAGCUACUGUCAAAUUCAAAAUUUGAUGUGAAUUAUGCAUUUGGACGUGUGAAGAGGAGCUUGCUUCAUAUUGCGGCAAACUGUGGAUCAGUUGAAUGUCUAGUUCUGCUGUUAAAAAAGGGAGCAAAUCCUAACUACCAAGAUAUUUCGGGAUGUACACCCCUUCAUUUGGCAGCUAGAAAUGGACAGAAGAAAUGUAUGAGCAAGCUCUUAGAAUAUAGUGCAGAUGUCAACAUUUGUAAUAAUGAAGGUCUGACUGCAAUUCACUGGCUUGCUGUCAACGGGCGAACAGAACUACUUCACGAUCUUGUACAGCAUGUCAAUAACGUAGAUGUUGAAGAUGCAAUGGGACAGACAGCACUACACGUGGCUUGCCAAAAUGGUCACAAGACAACAGUGCAGUGUUUAUUAGACAGUGGUGCAGAUAUUAACAGGCCAAACGUGUCAGGAGCAACUCCACUCUAUUUUGCUUGCAGCCAUGGUCAAAGAGACACCGCACAAAUCCUUUUGAUGAGAGGAGCCAAAUACUUACCAGACAAAAAUGGAGUUACACCACUGGAUCUCUGUGUGCAGGGUGGGUAUGGAGAGACUUGUGAAAUUUUAAUACAACAUCAUCCUAGACUCUUCCAGGCAAUUAUUCAAAUGACACAGAAUGAAGAGCUACGGGAAAACAUGUUGCGGCAAGUUCUAGAACACUUGUCCCAGCAGAGUGAAAGCCAGUACCUUAAGAUCCUAACAAGCCUUGCUGAAGUUGCUACAACAAAUGGUCACAAACUACUGAGCUUGUCAAGUAACUAUGAAGCUCAAAUGAAGAGUCUCUUAAGGAUCGUGAGGAUAUUUUGUCAUGUCUUUCGCAUUGGCCCAUCCUCUCCCAAUAAUGGAAAUGACAUGGGCUACAAUGGAAAUAAAACUCCAAGAAGUCAGGUGUUCAAGCCGCUGGAAUUACUCUGGCACUCAUUAGAUGAAUGGCUAGUUCUAAUAGCUACAGAAUUGAUGAAAAACAAGAGAGACUCUGCCAACAUUACAUCCAUUUUACUAAAGCAGAAAGGGCCAAAUCAGUCUGCCUUUGACGCUGCAGGAACUGAGAGCAGAGAAAAGCUAUCUACUGACACAGGGGAUUCUAAAGCGUAUGAUGUUGCCAGGAAGCAGGAAGCUUGUGCAGAUUGCCAGGAUGUUAUCUCAGUGACAGCAAACAGGUUGAGUGCUGUCAUUCAAGCGUUUUAUAUGUGCUGCUCCUGUCAGAUGCCUCAAGGGAUGACGUCACCUCGUUUUAUAGAAUUUGUCUGCAAACAUGACAAUGUUCUUAAGUGCUUUGUUAACCGAAACCCCAAAAUAAUUUUUGACCACUUUCAUUUUCUUCUUGAGUGCCCUGAACUGAUGUCGAGAUUCAUGCACAUCAUAAAAGCACAGCCCUUUAAAGAUCGUUGUGAGUGGUUCUAUGAACAUUUGCACUCUGGACAACCGGAUUCAGACAUGGUGCACAGACCAGUCAAUGAAAAUGAUAUCCUGUUGGUUCACAGAGAUUCUAUUUUUAGGAGUAGCUGUGAAGUUGUGUCUAAAGCAAAUUCAGCAAAGCUGAAGCAGGGGAUUGCGGUGCGAUUCCAUGGCGAAGAAGGCAUGGGGCAAGGUGUGGUACGUGAAUGGUUUGAUAUCUUAUCCAAUGAAAUAGUUAACCCAGAUUAUGCACUCUUCACCCAGUCAGCUGAUGGAACAACCUUCCAGCCAAACAGCAACUCUUCUGUAAAUCCUGAUCACUUGAACUACUUUCGAUUUGCUGGACAGAUCUUGGGUUUAGCUCUGAAUCACAGGCAGCUGGUCAACAUUUACUUCACAAGGUCAUUCUACAAGCAUAUUCUUGGUAUUCCUGUAAAUUAUCAGGAUGUGGCAUCUAUUGAUCCAGAGUAUGCAAAGAACUUGCAGUGGAUUUUAGAUAAUGAUAUCAGUGAUCUUGGGCUGGAACUGACCUUCUCUGUCGAGACUGAUGUGUUUGGAGCAAUGGAAGAAGUGCCUUUGAAACCAGGGGGUGCAAGUAUUCUUGUUACACAAGACAACAAAGCUGAGUAUGUCCAACUUGUUACUGAACUUCGAAUGACAAGAGCCAUUCAGCCUCAGAUAAAUGCUUUUUUGCAAGGAUUUCAUAUGUUCAUACCACCUUCUCUUAUACAGCUUUUUGAUGAAUAUGAACUGGAGCUGUUGCUGUCUGGUAUGCCAGAAAUUGAUGUGAGUGAUUGGAUAAAAAAUACAGAAUACACAAGUGGCUAUGAAAGAGAAGACCCUGUUAUUCAGUGGUUCUGGGAUGUUGUAGAAGAACUAACUCAGGAAGAGCGAGUGUUACUAUUACAAUUUGUUACUGGCAGUUCCAGGGUUCCUCAUGGUGGCUUUGCCCAUAUAAUGGGUGGCAGUGGAUUGCAGAAUUUCACAAUUGCAGCUGUGCCAUACACUCGAAAUUUGCUACCAACAUCAAGUACAUGUAUCAACAUGCUCAAGUUACCUGAAUACCCAAGCAAAGAAAUCCUUAAGAACAGGCUUCUUGUAGCAUUACACUGUGGAAGCUAUGGUUACACAAUGGCAUAA